AUGGUCGUGGACUGCUGCAACGGCCUCCUUCUCUUCUCCUCAUACGCUGGUGGCGACCAUGGCGACGAGUUAUACGUUGUGUGCAAUCCCGCCACAGAGGAAUGGGCUGAGUUGCCGCAUCCCGGUCAUUCCGGUGAUGUGUCUAGUAUAAACUUGUGUUUUGAUCCAGCCGUGUCCCCCCAUUUCCAUGUGUUUUUGUUGCCGGCUGUGGAGGUGGAGGACCAACAUGGCUACUGUCUUACCGGAGUGCAUGUCUAUUCAUCUGAAACCGGGAGUUGGGUUCAUAAGGAGAAGAGAUGGAGCGGCAAUAUCGAUGUCGGUUAUGAUCCGUCAUUUAUCUAUCUCAAUGGUUAUCUGCAUUUUUGCGCCAUUGUUGAUGAUUCUGCCCGCCAGCUAGCUGCAGUGGACAAGGAGGGGGGAGCAAGGACUGACUUUCGUGUUCCUGAUGGUCUGGAUGUUGGUUUUAUUCAGCAGUCACAGGGCUGCCUGCAUUAUGCUGGUUUUGACACAGAUGACAAUGAUGAUGAUGUUGUUCAACUGCUAGUUUAUGUUCUUCAAGACUAUGACAGCAAAGAGUGGAUACUGAAGCAUAGCGUCGAAACUUCACAUGUGUUUGGAGGGCGACACGUAGACGACUUUGGUAAGGACUUUGAUUGGAUUGCAAUUCAUCCAGAAUGUAACUUGAUCUUCUUCACUGUGGGUCGGCAUAUCACAUUCAUGUGCUACGAUAUGGAUAAUGGACAAGUCAAAGUGAUCUGCAAUCUUGAAGAAGGCAAGCCACCAUAUUUUCCAUAUGUGCCAUUAUAUGAAGAGCUACAAUUGUUGCACAGGUGA
Molecule: messenger RNA, 834 nt
Organism: Triticum turgidum subsp. durum (durum wheat)
Lineage: Eukaryota; Viridiplantae; Streptophyta; Magnoliopsida; Poales; Poaceae
Source: the annotation of a GenBank genome assembly